Messenger RNA from Porites lobata, 1449 nucleotides. Lineage: Eukaryota; Metazoa; Cnidaria; Anthozoa; Scleractinia; Poritidae. The record is from the annotation of a GenBank genome assembly.
AUGUUUGAUUAUUCAGUGUUUGAUGGUCCUUGUACUGCUGAUAGUAAUCAGAUUUCUCAAGUGACAGCCAGCUGUGGAUCCAGUUCCUACGGGCAACAUGCCUUGGCUACUUCUUCUAGUUCUCGAGAGGAAAACAAUGGGAGAUGCACAAAUGAUCUGGAGAUGUCAUCCUUUAUUGAUCAUAAUGAUUUUGAAGGUAUAAAAUACUUAUUAUUUCUGUAAAAUACUACAGUAUUUUUUUCUAACCCCUCAUUUUGGGAAUGGCCUGACAAAGAAAUUUCCCCUAAAAUUUUGGUGAAAUCAUGAUGCUGGUGAUACACCAGAAGUUUUCACGAUAACUGUUAUAUUAUGCCUUUUUAUGACAUGAGUCCCAAGUUCUGUCUGUUAUUGUUCCACAGCUUUGCCACUUUUUGCAAGUCAAGAGAUAGCUCAUGGAGAACGACCAUUAAACCUGUGACUGUUCACAGGCCUCUGCUAAAGGGUGAAAUGAUUGAUAUUUUCAGGGAUCCAAGUAUACUAGAAUAUGAAGUUGAUUUUAGUAUCAUUGGACACACUGGCAUAGAAGAGGAAGGAAAAGGGUCAGGGGUAGUUAGAGAGGUUUUAACAAGCUUUUGGCAUGAAUGUUUCAGUAGUUUGACUGUUGGUGCAUUACAAAAAGUUCCUAGUGUCAGGCAUGAUUACCAGAAAGGGGAGUGGGAGGCAAUUGGCCGAUUAAUUGUGUAUGGCUAUUCAUUUGCCAAGUAUUUCCCCAUUGCCCUGUCCCCAGCUUUUGUUGCAAGUGUGUUUUUUGGGGAGGAAAGUUUAACACCUGAGUUUUUAAUUCAAUCUUUUAAGUCUUACCUGUCUCAAGAUGAGAGUAAGGUUUUAGAAAAGGCUCUUGGAAAUGACUUUGACCCCAAAGAUGAAGAUCUGCUAGAUUUGCUAAGUAACUUUAAUUGUUACAAAAGUCCUGCCAAAACCAACAUUUUCAACAUAGUACAUGAGCUUGCACAUCAAGAAUUGGUACAGAAGCCUCGAUAUAUUGUUGAUUGUCUUGCCCCAAUAAUAAAUAGAAUGAGGGUCUACACACCAUUCCAAACUAUGGAAGAUCUGCAAAAACUUUACAAUGAGAAGAAGCCUACCGCCAAAAGGGUAAUUAAUUUGCUGUCAGCAAAUCCGACACCAGGGGAUGAGCAAAACAGUUUGGAGCAUUUUAAAAGGUUUGUGAAGAGCCUUAAUGGAAAUGAUCUUGGGGGCCCUUUACAGUUUUUGACAGGGAGUAACAUUAUUUUGUGUGAAACAGUUACUGUUACCUUUACAACUCUAGAAGGCAAAUCCCGUCGGCCUAUUGUCCACACCUGUGGACCAUCACUAGAGUUACCUUCAACAUACCAGUGUUAUAAUGAACUUGCAGAAGAGUUCACAGCAAUUCUCAAUGCCAAGGAUUCCUGGUCAUUUAAUAUUAUUUAA